AUCAUGUGGCGAGGCGGGGUGCUUUUCGGACUAUUCUGUCUGAUAUCUCGAGCCCCAGGACAAUUGUCUCCAGUCAGUGAAAUACCUUCUUCCCAGGCCGGUGACAAAAUCAAUAUCGAUGAUGGCACACAUAUUAUGUCUUUGACUAUGUGCUUAGCUCAACUAUCUUGUAUGAACGACAGGUAUACUCUACGAGACGUUUCACCAGUACGUUUAGAACCGGAAUCAAGAUUGAUUCGACCAGCUGUACACAUGUCGUCUUGUCCGAACUCUGGUCGUUUGUUCCGUACAGCUGAUGGCUCCUGUAACAACAUCCAACGACCCUCAUGGGGACAAUCAUUGGAGCGAUUUAAACGUUAUGUGGAUGCAGAGUAUGCUGAUGGAAUUGGGGCCCCAAGAAUUUAUUCCAGUUCUGGACGUUGUAAAUGGCCUAGGCGUCGAAGAUGUCUAUUACCUAGUGCUAGAACAGUCAGUAUCAAAGUUCACACGCCAGUUACCCACAUGUCACAACACUCGGUGAUGCUCAUGCAAUGGGGACAAUUUCUGGACCAUGAUUUAACUGCAUCAGCCAUUCAACAACCCGAAGAAAAUGCUUCACCGUGCUGUGAUAAUAGAAGGGCUAAAAAAGGAAAACUUCACCGACACUCCUUUAAAAAAAAUAAAAGAUGCUUUCCAAUACCUAUCGUUCAAAAACCUGCUGAUCGCUUUUUUAAGUCUAAAUGUUUAGACUUUAUCCGAUCUCGCUCAAUUAACCCCAGAAUAAACCGUAGGAAUCCACGAGAACAACAGAAUCUAUUGACACCUUUUGUGGAUGGUUCCAAUGUUUAUGGCAGUGACCAGGAAACACAAGAUCGUCUACGAUUACCUAACGGUCGUAUGAAGACAUCGAAAGGUGAUUUAUUACCAAAAGGUAGAAAUGGAGACUGUAUCAGAAAGAAUGCACCAUUCUGUUUCGAUGCUGGUGACGAAAGGGUACAUGUGUAUCCCGGAUUAACAGUUUUACACACAGCUUUCGUCCGAUACCAUAAUUAUAUUGUUGAUGAUUUAAAACAACACAAUACAGGGUGGGAUGGGGACAGAUUGUUCCAGGAAACCAGAAAAAUCAUCAGUGCCCUUCUACAGAGAAUCACCUACACGGAAUUUUUACCUGAAGUUUUAUCCGAUGCCACCAUGAAUCACUACAAUCUAAAGGAGGGAAACGACAACUACCAGUACAACAUCAACGUUAAUCCAAGUAUCGCAAACGUUUUUGCCGCGGCAGCGUUUAGAUAUGGACACUCUAAAAUUCCCGAUGCUCUAGUUAUAGACGAUAAGGUAGUUCCAACUCGAAAACUCUUCAAUGAUCCACAGUUUAUUUUCACCAGUUUGAAGUCAGUUGUUGAAAAUAUUCUAUCCGACCCAGCUCAGCUCAGAGAUCGUUUCCUGUCCGAACAAAUCACAGAUCACCUGUUUGAAUCUGCCAUGGGAUCGUUUGAUUUGGGUGCCUUUAAUAUCCAACGAGGUCGAGAUCACGGUCUACCACCUUACAACACCUUUAGAAAAUUCUGCAAUUUACCUGAAGCCAACAACUUCAACAGUGAACAAUUCGAGAAAACGGCUCGAAAACCUCUUAAAAAGACAUACAAAAGUGUUGAUGAUAUUGAUGUAUUCGUCGGUGGUAUGGCAGAACAAAAUGAAAAUGGGUCGGUUCUUGGCCCGCUCUUCAAUUGUAUCUUGGGCAGACAAUUCAGCGAUUUGAAAUGUGGAGACAGUUUCUGGUAUGAAACAACAGACCAGAAACGAGGAUUCUCGAAAAAUCAACUUAAGGCCAUUAAGAAAGUUUCUUUGUCUAAGAUCCUGUGUCAAGUUUUUAACUUGGCUAAAAUCAAAAAAAAUCCUUUCCUGCACAAGGGCAAGAAAGUCAGAUGUAAGAAACUGACAGGGUUGGACCUUAGUCCCUGGUAUGAACAUUAAAUGAUUUAAAGCAACUUUGCUAACGACGUUGGAUGGCUCCAUAACAAUAACGUUGCGAACGACGCUAACGUCUAUAACAACACCACUGAUGACGUCAUAUUCAGCAUAUCGUACUGGCUUCCAUGUACAUUUCUAUAAUGAUCUUCUCAUCCAAUAAAUUAUUUUAUUACAAUUUCGA
Molecule: messenger RNA, 2131 nt
Organism: Patella vulgata (common limpet)
Lineage: Eukaryota; Metazoa; Mollusca; Gastropoda; Patellidae
Product: chorion peroxidase-like
Exons: 13
Coding region: 4-1953 (649 amino acids)
Biological process (GO): response to oxidative stress
Molecular function (GO): heme binding; peroxidase activity
Source: RefSeq, a predicted model, not a curated record